Messenger RNA from Nicrophorus vespilloides, 408 nucleotides. RefSeq lists its product as uncharacterized. Bases 95 to 334 code for a protein of 79 amino acids. NCBI's taxonomy places the organism in Eukaryota, Metazoa, Arthropoda, Insecta, Coleoptera, Silphidae. The transcript has a single exon. The record is from RefSeq and is a predicted model, not a curated record.
AAAUAUUAAAUCUUACAUAACCAAAAAAAAAGGGUUUCUGCCAUUAUUUUUUAACAACUUUCGAGGGGUAGUUUUUUUCGAAAUUUCUGCGAUAAUGUCCGGUGCCGUGCAGAGCCGUGGUUUGGUCGCCCUGUUCAAGAGGGGUUGGAACGAGAUUCCCGAGGUCAUCGGCAGUACCUUCAUGGGUAUAAUCGGUAUCGGCCUGAGUAUGGGUGGCCUCUACACCUACUACAAGAAGGACGGCGACUAUAACAAAUACAAACUGGAAUACACCGUUAUCAGGCACGAUGACCCAUUGGCCAACAGACUACAAAAAGUUACCCGGACUGUCUAGAUUUGUUGUUAUUGUUGAGCCAGCAAUGUAGGGAUUUCUUGUAAAUUAUUAAAUAAAUGUAUAAAUUACAAAGA